Messenger RNA from Bemisia tabaci, 5712 nucleotides. NCBI's taxonomy places the organism in Eukaryota, Metazoa, Arthropoda, Insecta, Hemiptera, Aleyrodidae. The record is from RefSeq and is a predicted model, not a curated record.
GCUUUUCGAAGCUCUGUGGCUCCGUCAUCCGUGCUCCUGCUUGUCUUGUCUCAAUCUGCACGUCAGUUUUCAGUUCGCCCUCUUUACGUGUUUUCGAAUUUAUGGAAUCCGUCUGCGUGCCGUGUUGGUACAAAUUACUUUCGUCAAGUUCAUUCUAAUAUCUCAAGUUUACAUGAGUGUGUGUUGUUCUUUCCUAGGCGCUCACUUUAUUCACUCGAGGCACAGUUUUUUGGAUUAUCAACUUGCCCCUGCCAGGUCGUGAGGAGUGCGCGUGUGGAGUUAAGUGCGUGGAUGCGAGUGGUGUCGGGGCGAUAGGGCGUCCAGGUUCGGCGGUGGCGGCGCGUUGCCCGGAGCCGCGGGAGCUUUUCGGGAGUCGGGGGGCGGGCGGCGCGGGCGGGGACGGGGGCGCGGCGGCGGCGGGGCCGGGAUGGGACGAGGAGUGAGGCCAUGAUGGACGCGGAGAGGCAGGACGGCCACGGCGGGAGUGCGACUAGUGCGACGAGCGCCCAGGCCGCGCCCAACGGCCCCACGUACAAGAUCAUCAGGGCCCCCGGACUCAGGAGAGGUCAGAGCCACACCAACCUCGCCGAAAAGAUUAAGCUCGAGAAAGUCCUUGGGUUAACCGUCUCCAGCAAUGCUGCUCUCGACUGUGAUCCCAACACGGGACAUAUCGUCUACCCAGCUGGAUGUACGGUGGUCAUCUUCAAUCAGUUCCGGGGGAAGCAGCACCACCUGUUGAACGCGCAGCGGAAGACGGUGACAUGCGUGGACUACUCCUCGGACGGGAAGUUCCUCGUCACCGGGGAGUGCGGCCACCAGCCCUGCGUCCGCGUCUGGGACCUCGCCGACAACACCCAGCUCGCCGAGUUCGCCGGCCACAAAUACGGCAUCAACUGCGUGGCAUUCUCUCCCAACCAAAAAUUUGUAGUCUCCGUCGGAUCGCAGCAUGAUAUGAUAGUCAAUGUCUGGGAAUGGAGAUCCAAUUUGAAAGCAGCGUCAAACAAAGUGUCAUCGAAAGUCAAAGCCAUCGCUUUCGCGGAGAACGGCAGUUAUUUUGUAACCGUCGGAAAUCGCCAUGUCAAAUUCUGGUACCUCCAGUCUCCUAGAUCUAAUAUGUAUAAAGAACCAGUGCCAUUAAUGGGGAGGUCAGCGAUAUUGGGUGAACAGAGGAAUAACGAUUUCGUGGAUGUUGUCUGUGGUCAAGGAACUAUGGGCGACUCAACGUAUGUCAUCACUCGCUCUGGGCUGCUUUGCGAGUUCAACAACAGGAGGCUUCUCUAUCGAUGGGUCGAACUUCGGACACCCAGUGCAAAUUGUAUGGCAAUUGGAGUCGAUCACAUUUUCAUCGGCUGUGCGGAGGGAAUCAUCAGGUGUUUUCAUCCUGUCUCCCUACAGUUCAUCACAACAUUGCCGAGAACACACUAUUUAGGGGUAGACAUUGCUCAAGGACUCAAUAUUAGUCAUAUGACGUUACACCCAAAAAACGCUAAGUAUCCAGAUGCCAUAGCCGUCGCUUUUGAUGAUAGGAAUAAAAAAUUAACAUGUGUUUAUAACGAUCAUAGUCUGUAUGUUUGGGAUGUCACUGAUAUCAAAAGGGUAGGAAAAUCCCAUUCAUUUUUAUUUCACUCUGCGUGUAUUUGGGGCGUGGAAGUGUCUCCGGCGACAUGCAAAGCUUUACCUCCAGGGUCUUUCAUAACAUGCUCCAGUGAUGACACCGUCCGGAUCUGGAACAUGGAUGAUAGUAAUCUAAGUAGCAAAUCUAGUUUUCAAAGAAAUAUUUAUAGUAAUGAAUUAUUGAAAGUAAUGUACAUAGAUGAAGAUCUAAAUUAUAUAAAGGAUAUGGAAAUCAAUGCCGCAGACAAAAGUGAUAGCAGCGUUUCAUAUGACGGGCGAAAUGGAGUCCGAGCAAUUCGAAUAAGUCCUGAUGGCAAGCACCUUGCAUCUGGCGAUAGGUCGGGUAACAUUAGAAUCCAUGAACUGAGUAACUUUAAUCAACUGUGCCUGAUAGAAGCCCAUGAUGCUGAGGUCUUAUAUUUGGAAUAUACCAAGCCUGAUGCUGAGAGUAGUGAUAAAAAUUUACUCGCAUCUGCAUCGCGAGAUAGGCUAAUUCAUGUUUUUAAUGUAGAUGAGGAUUACAACUUUAUUCAAACUCUAGAUGAUCAUUCCUCUUCCAUAACGGCAGUUAGAUUUAUCAAUAGUAGAGGACAAGUCCAAAUGGUGUCUUGUGGUGCUGAUAAGUCAAUCAUAUUUCGGCAGCUGCAAAAGACACCAAAUGGAAAGUUCUCUUUCUCUCGUGGCCAUAAUGUAGCUGUCAAAACAACGCUUUAUGAUAUGGAGGUGGACAUCACACAAAAGCACAUCCUGACGGCAUGCCAAGACCGGAAUAUCCGCGUCUACAAUGUGAAUAGCGGAAAACACAGUAAAAGCUUUAAAGGAUCAGUUGGUGAAGAUGGGUCACUUAUCAAGGUGGUUCUAGAUGCAAGUGGAAUUUUCGUGGCAACCAGUUCGACGGACAAAACGCUGUGCAUCUACGACUACUACAGCGGUGAGUGCAUGGCCACCAUGACUGGGCACUCAGAGCUGGUGACAGGGCUGCGUUUCAGUCUGGACUGUCAACGACUAAUCUCAGCGUCGGGCGAUGGGUGCAUAUUCGUCUGGACAAUACCGCGGGACAUGGUCACAACGAUGCAUGCCCGUAUUUCUCAGCAAACCGCGCGGCUAGCUCGACACCGGAUCAGCCUUUCCAAUGGGCUCAACUUCCACACCAACGAGGAGGACUCAGAUAAGGCUGACAGUGCCAUUUCCAGUGACCCAUUAGCUAGCUACAGGUUUAAUGAUUCUCCGUUACCAUUGUGGGCAAAGUCACAGCGCUCAGAUAAUGAUGUUCCUGUCCCUGCGAGUUUUCCUCGCAAGGAGAUACCAAAAGGUCGCUGGGCGCAGCGCUUGGAUCCUACUGGACUUACCAUUAAAUCAAUUUUUGAUUCGGACAGUAUAAUUCACUGUCCUCUCUCACAAGACUGUUCUGAUAAUUCCAAAGAAGAUAGUUCUGUAGACAGCGGAGCGGAAACCAGCCAUUCCCUGUACCCUGAACUGAGGAAGGAUUCUAUCACUCCUCCAAACAAAUUAGCAACAGAUAGAACUAGUCAUAAGAAAAUUGAAUCCAACCGUACAAGGUAUCACACGGAUGAUAGCUCCCUUGGAAGUUUCAAGUAUUAUGAGGAUAAUGAGAGCACAGAACAUGAUGGAGACGUUGAGGAUUAUUCAGAGGGUGAAUUUACUGAGUCUGAACAUCACAAAAAGAUCAUUUAUUACCCGAUCGCUGAGGAAAGUAUGAGUAAGUUCACAGUAAAUGCUAUGGACAAAGAAGAACUGCGCCGAUCUCAACGUCGGAUGAAACAGCAAAAGCGGGAGAAAUUAAUUGUAUCACCACUGGAAACCACACGGUCUGUCUCAGGAAGUCAAGACAGUGACGAUGAUGAGCUUGAAGAAGAGGAUGAUGAAAGUUCAACGCUAAGUGCCCACAAUCCAGACAAAACGUUGACACCCUCUGCGUUCACCUCUGAGCCUGAAGAUGGCGUCAGCUUGCGGGAGAAGUAUCUCAAAAACACUUUUGAAUCAUUAAGCGGUGCGGAGUUGGAAUCUUCAGCGGAGAAUACGUCAAUGCGAGGCAAAACAAGUCUAUCAUCUCAGUUCCAUAAUAGCCCCCUGCCACGAGUUCGCAAUGUCAGUGUAAUACAAGCUGUAAUUGAUAAAAAGAAUGAUAAAGAGACCAUGCGGAAGCGCGAGGAGCUUCAACGUCGAAUCGAAGAAACGAGAAGGAAGCUACAAAGUGUUGGGACUCGCUCCAAUUUGAAAAGUAGUCAGAGCACAACAGACCUUAGCCGCAGCAACUUCAGCGAUUCGCAUGUGAAGCACACACGAAAAAUAUCGCUGAGCAACAAACAUCAUGCAGCAGUGAUCUCCGAAGAAAGUUCAAGUAGCUUCGGAGGUAGCAUACGACGUGCAUGUUCCUUGAGCGAUCUUGUUUUGCCGGCACCCCAUAGACAACGUAUCGCCUCAGCCAAAGUUAGUAACAGCUCUAAAUUUGGGCCCAGAACAUCUUCUAAACACAGCACUAAAGGAUCUACUUCUUCAAUGAUUCGUAGUUCAUCCGUUGGAGUCCUCAACCAGAGUGAUUCGGAGUCGGACGCUGGACAUCGCACUGGAGGAGUUACCAGUCUAUCGAGCAGGAUAAUGCGGCCGACAAUUGCUUCGCAAAAUAAAGUAGUCUCAAAUGUGGCCAAAAACAACUUUGGAUCUAGGAGGCGAAUCACAUCUUCUUACUCCAGUAUGAAUCUUUACCACGGAAAUGAGGACUCCAGUUCUGAAGAAGCCCCUGUUAGUAAGUCAUCAUCACGUCCCAGAAGUGCCAGUAUAGACCGAACCAAUAUGAGCCGCAGGACUUCAGGAUCUCUAGGUCGCAGCGAAAGCGAACACAACCUUGCAAGAACAUCAAAAGGUAGAACACGACCUGUCGAGUAAAAUCAACAUCAUCAUCAAAUGUUUCCUUUUUUUAUUUUUUAUUACCUUUACAUUUUUUCUCCUUCCAAGUACUUAUUCCUGCCAUAUUUGUUGUCCUUUUUACUUCAAUUAUGAAGAGCUAUUGAUGAGUCAUUUGGAAUCUUUUUUCGAUUCGAAAAGCAAAUUAUUUGCGCUAAUGAUUGACUGCACGAGUUCUCUUGUUGCCAGGAUUCCUGGAGAUUGCACCGUCCUAUGCAUGUAAUUCUACUUUGUCUUUUGUUAACCAAAAACGAUACGUUGUUUCAGAUUACGAUAACUUUAAUAAUUGUUUAUUGAGAAACUGUUAAUGAGUUUUUUCUCUCUUUUUUUGUUCCCCAAAGGGAGAGUAAGUUAGACAAGCGUUAUUGUGGUAUUCUACCUGAUUGAUUCUUUGCAGCUAGAACAAUUAAAUUGUUCUUUUCCAUUAUUUAAGCUCAAUGUAUUUCCUCAAGUAAAUUUUAAAUUGAUCAUUGUUGUGAAAAGAAAAAGAAAAAACCUAAUUGUGUUACUUGGAUUGGUUGCAGAGUUUUAAUAAUAUUUUCGAUAAUUUUUUGUAAUUCUUGUCCAAUUGAAUUGUCAACAUUUUUCCCAUUUCUGAGUUUUCUCCGAAAAAAGUUUUUUCUCUGUUUGAAAGAUUUGUUAUUUCGUAAGAAAAAAAAAGACAAAAAUCGAUCAAGAGAGAAUCAGUGUGUAAUGAUAGUUAGUAUUUUAAAGUUUGAGCUCAAAGGUUUAACACAUUGUCUGUAAUUUACCUUUUUGGCCUUAUCUCUUUUAUUUAUGAAAUUAAAAAUUGUAGGUGCGAACAAUCGCUGAAAAUCGAAAGGGUCUUGUGUAGUCUCGAACUGAAAUAACGACAAACAAUGUGCCUAACUAGUUUAACCUAAGUUAUUUUAUUCUGUUCUCAAAGAGUGUAUGUAUAUUUUUGAUCUAAUCAAUUUCUAAUACUAGGUAUUUCAAAUUUUACUCGGUUCUCUGAUUAAAGUAAUAAAAUAAAAUGAAGAUAGCCAUAUCACCCCGAUGCAAUCUGAAUUAACAACUGUCAUUAACUAGCUAAUAAUGUAGGUGAUAUUUUUCUCUUUUUUAAUUGUAGUAAGACCAAUUGUUUUUUGUACAAAUGUAAAGUAACAUAGUUGUAAUUUUUUGAAAUAAAUUGAAUAUCUAAUAAUAUUGAAA